GGGGCCUGUAGGACGUGCCCUGAGGCCCGGGGAGUCCCCGCGGGGCCUUGCGCUGCCCUUGUCCGCCCCGCGGCCGCUGCGCCUCCAGCCCGGACGUGCCCCGGCAGAAACCCGCGCGCCCUGGCAGCCGUGGCGCGCGGCGGGGUCCGGCACCGGGCAGCGCCGGACCCAGGGGCGCCUGUGGGCGGGAGGGACGGACGGGCAGUGUGUGUGUGUGUGUGUGUGUGUGACAUACUUUGUGCGUGUGUGUGUGUGUGUGUGUGUGUGUGACAUACUUUGUGCGUGUGUGAAAUCAACAGAAGUGUCAGCUUGGAAGGAACGGACUCCCAGUGUUUCCCCAGAAGCAGUUACCUAUGAAUAUGCCCGGUGUAUGAGUGUAUGUGCACAUCUAUACACACACACAUAUAUAUAUCUAUAUGGUGUGUCAUGUAUACAAAGCAGGGUGCAGGCCCCGGGGCAAAUCAGCCUGUCCAGGGCCCUGCCCCCGAAUGCGAGGAAGCUGGCAGUGGAUUUCAUGGCGAGGGCGGGGUGCCGAGCUACCACGUGCUGGGGGCCGGCAGUGGUAGCGUGGAGUCACUGCUGCCAUGGUGCCCAGCUUUGCAGGGCCCCCUGAAGUGCAGGGCCUGGGGCGGUCGCCCUGAUUUGACCCCCUGCCCCCGGACAGAGAGGUGUGUGUGUGUGUGUAAAAAAAAAACGCACACACACAUAUACAGAUAUAUGUUUAUGUAUGACCAAACAAGGAGCAAUGGCUUCGAGUUGCAGCAAGGGAAGUUUAGGUUAGGUAGGUGGAUAUUAGGUAGAGCUUUCUCAUUACCCACAGAGGUUGUGGAGUGUCCAUCCUUAGAGGUUUUUCAGACCUGGGCAUACAAAGCCGUGGCUGGGAUGAUCGGGUUGGGGAUGGUCCUGCGUUGAGUAGAGGGUUGGACUAGGUGACCUCUUGGGGUCCCUUCCAACCCUCAUUUUCUGUGAUUCUAUACUGGUAUGUACAUGGGCAGCAUCCUGCCAGAAGCAGUGAUCUGUGAAUGUAGCAGUGGGUGUGGGAGGGUGUACACGUAAAUACCAGUAUGUUCAUGGAUCACUGCUUCGGGGGGGUGCGGUGUGCACUGGGAGUCCAUUCACGCAUGACAUUUCUGUUGAUUCCACUGGGAAUUCUGCCUGUGUGAUUCCAUGAUCUGACCUUAAAUUUGUGUGUUUUUGAGAUGGUUGCCCCUGCCAAAAAAGACUAAAUGGUAGUGCCUUAGAAGUGUCAGGAGUGUUUCUUGGAGAUGGAGAGGGGACAGAAAUUUAACAGGCUCCAGAUAGAUAAUUGUAUGGAAUUUGGUUGGAUCUUAAAACAUCUUUCGCUUUAAAAACCCAAACUUUAGCUAAGUGCUUGUGGUGCCCUAUUUCUGAACAGGAAAAAUGUUAAAUUGCAUAGUCUCCUACAUUUAUUUUUUUAUCUCGUUAGCUGUUGGUGAUCAUAUUAAAAUAAAUGCAUUGCAUAUUUGCAGUAAUCAAGUUAGAUAGAUUAGGAUUUAGACCCUAGAUGUUUUGGAAACUCAUGUGUGAAUUCUAUGAACUUUCAUUGGAAAUCUUCCUGUUAGUCACACCCAGAGAAGACCUGCUUUGACUGGCAGCCAAGACUCAUUUCAACUGUCAACACUAGCUGUAAUUAGUGGUUCAUGCUCUGUAAAGCAGUAUGUCUUGGUUGCUGUGCAAAUACUAGAAUCAAUGUAAACAAUAAUGCCAUCAUUUUUAGCAAUAAAAAGAUUCAAAACACUGUUUGAAUCUAUACAGGUAAAAUAAUUUGACUUUCAACUGAAAAACCCCAUUUGAUGAAAAUGGAGCAUGAGAGGCCAGAGUAAGAAUGUCCAUAAUUAUUGUAAUUUGUAGGAGCAGGACAGUUCAUCACAUAUUUUCUGGUUUACUGAGGCUGGUGACAGGUUUUUAAUAUAUUUACAUACAAAGGGCUUGGGGGUAAGGCUUUCUAAUAAGCUGUCUGUUGCAGAACCAAUUUCUGUAGCCUUCCACAAUUACCUAGACUGUGAAAAUUGAGAAAUGCAUGAGAGUUCAUUUGUUUGUAUAGAAAGGUGGGUGCUUGGCUGUGUUUUAUCGUCUGCACUAUCAUUUAGUGCUCUGAUUCUGUACUUGAAAAUAAAUGGAUGGGGUGGGUUAAUGACAGUUUAUAAGUGCUACUUACUGUCUGGUAUCUUCAGAGGUAUAAGAAAAGGCUUUAAAAAUAAAUGCAUUUUUUUCCAGAGAAUGCAGCUUCUUGGUAAUAGCUGCAGGCUAUUUUCAUGACCUCCUGGAAUUUCCCAGCUGCUUAUUGUAAACCAGCAAAUGAAAAACUCGGCGUUUUGCUACUAGGCAGCAUCUUGACUAGCACUGCUGCUGAUGGAGAGAAACAGGACUUGGUAGUUCACUUGAAUGCAAAAUAUUCAGAAGAAAUAAUUUCUCUGGAUCUGGGUCAAUUCUACCAUGGACUCUUCAUCUGUUCAGCAAGAUGUCCUAUUGGAGAACAGAGGUAGCAAUGUGGCCUCUAGCAAUUCUGAAGGACUCGUGGAUUGCAAGGCCAAACUGGAUCUGCCAGUUGAAGCUACCAGUAUUAAGAUCAAUGAAGUGCCAAAAGAAGGGGAAAGUCUGGAAGUAAACAGUAAAGGAGAUGCCUGCCAGAAUGGGCCAGAGUCACACUGUCCUGACUCCCUUUUGUCUUUUGACUCCACCAGCAGCCCCCAAGGUCAAGAGCCAUCUCCAGGUGUGGCUGGUUUCCAUGACAACCUAAGGAGGUCUCAGGGAACUAGUGCUGAGGGAAUAGUUCUUAGAAAAGAAGCUUUGCAGUCCCUCAAACUAAGUCUUCCCAUGCAAGAAACUGAAUUGUGUUCAGCAGAAUCUUCACUCCCCUUAGAGAAUGAAGAACAAAUCAGACUUCAAGCAAGACGGCGUCUGGAAGAGCAGCUGAAACAAUACAGAGUGAAGAGGCACCAAGAAAGAUCUAAACAGUGUAUACCCAAAAAUCGGCCCUCAAGUACACUAGAUCCUGAGCUGAUGUUAAAUCCAGAAAUCUUGCCAAGAGCCAGCACUGUAGCUAUGACGAAAGAGUACUCCUUUUUGCGGACCAGUGUCCCCCGCGGGCCGAAACUGGGAAGCCUGGGACUUCCAGCAAAUUCAAAAGAGAGAAAAAACUCUAAAUCUUCCAAAUCAAGUAAAAUCCGGUCUUUGGCUGAUUACAGAACAGAAGAGCCAGACCCUGCAAAUACUAAUCGGAAUUUUUUGACUCCAGAUUCAUUUGGUGGGUCUCUGAAGCAGAACAGAAGUAGUUUGACAUCAGUUGUGUCUGAGAUCAGUCUGCCCUCUGACGCAGAUGAUCGACUGGAGAAUUCCUCAUUGGCAGGGGACAGUGUUUCUGAGAUUGAUGGAAGUGAAGUUGGAAUGAGGCUGGAUGGAAAUGAAAGUGACAGCUCUACCUACAGCAGUGUGUCAGGAAAGGGGCUGUACAGUAUUUUACAGAAUGCAGAAGGCAAACAAGAUACUUCAUACAUGAUAAAUGGCCAGAAGAUUCCUUCUGAUGCAGUGGGCCAAUUUCCUUCCAUCAGGGAGGUCUUACAGGCUGCAGCUGCAGAGCAUCAUGCCCAGGAGCAGGAAGUUAAUGGGGAAGUACAGAGUCGGAGAGAUAGUAUUUCCAGCAGUGUCUCUCUGGAAAGCUCUAUCGCAGGAACUCAUGAUGAAGUGUUGCAGGUCCUAAAAGAGAAGAUGAGACUAGAAGGACAGCUAGUAGCACUGUCAUUAGAAGCAAAUCAGGCACUCAAAGAGAAGACUGAACUACAAGCGCAGCUUGCAGCUUUGAACAUGAAGUUUCAAGCACAGAUGGAGCACAGCCAGAGUAGCCAACAGAAGCAGGAGUUCCUGAGCUCGGAAGUGGCCACAUUAAAGCAAUCCUGCUGGGAUCUGGAACGAGCUAUGACUGACUUGCAGAAUGCUUUGGAAGCCAAGAAUGCCAACUUGGCUUCCUCGAAUAAUGACCUUCAGGUGGCAGAGGAACAGUACCAAAGACUCAUGUUAAAAGUUGAAGAUAUGCAAAAAAAAGUUCUCAGUAAGGAUAGCACAGUUCAUGAUUUGCGACAACAGUUGGCCUCCUUACAGAACCAGCUUCAGCAGGUACAGUUAGAACGGGCCACGCUGACUAAUAAGCUGAAAACAUCUGAAAGAGAGAUCACAUCGCUGCAAAAUGUACGGCAGUGGUAUCAUCAUCAGUUGGCAUUGGCACAGGAGGCUCGUGUUAGACUACAAAGUGAGAUGGCCAACAUACAGGCUGGGCAAAUGACCCAAGCAGGCAUGUUGGAGCACCUCAAACUGGAGAACGUGACGUUGUCUCAUCAGCUAACAGAAACCCAGCACAGAUCCAUUAAAGAAAAAGAACGGAUUGCAGCACAACUGCAAAAUAUUGAGGCCGACAUGGUAGAUCAAGAAGCUGCAUUCAUACAGAUUCAGGAAGCAAAGACCAUGGUGGAAGAAGACCUGCAGAGAAAACUGGAGGAAUUUGAGGAUGAGAAAGAGCAACUUCAGAAAAUGGCUGAUUCUGCAACAGCACUGGAGCUAGAACUUGAUCAGGUGAAACUGACUUUGCAUCAACGAGAUCUGCAGCUUGAAUCUUUACAGCAGGAGCAUCUUGAGCUCAUGAAGCAACUUACCCUAACUCAAGAGAGAUUGCACACCAAAGACCAGUCCUUGAGUGACCUGCAAACACGAUAUGAUGAGCUGGAGGCCAGGCUAGAAGAGUUUCAAAGUGACACUUCUUCCAAGGAUGACAUGAUCCAAUAUUUGCAGAAAGAGAAGAUUGUCCUUGAAGUAGCUCUGCAAACAGCGAAAGCAAGCAGAGAAGAACUUGAUGAAGGGGCAAAACGCCUGGGAGAAGGUACAGAGGCAACAUCAGAGAUAUUGGAACAACUGAGGCAAGAAAUAGCUGUAAAAUCUAGCCAGGUGGAAAAUCUGCAACAAGAAAGUGCCAGCUUGAAAAAGCAGACCCAAAAGGUAAAGGAACAGUUCCUGCAGCAGAAGGUAAUGGUGGAAGCUUAUCGAAGAGAUGCAAGUUCAAAGGACCAACUGAUUAGUGAACUGAAGGCUACAAAGAAAAGGCUGGACUCAGAAGUGAAAGACUUAAAACAAGAGUUACUAAAACUUCAGGUUGAAAAGCAGUCCACUGAGGUGGAGCAUUCAAAGCUACAGAAAGAAGUGACCCAGGUUCACCAGCAGAUGGCGGAGUUGGAAAACCAUCUUCAUUUGGCACAGAAAGAGCGGGAUGACAUGGAGGCACAUCUACAGUCUUUGCAGUUUGACAGGCAACAAAUGACAUCUCUUGCUGAGGCAAAUGACUUAUUAAAACUGCAGGUGGAACAAAUGCAAGAAGAAGCUAAAAAGGCCAUUACUGAACAGAAACAGAAAAUGAAGCGCCUAGGUUCUGAUCUGACUAGUGCACAGAAAGAGAUGAAAGCAAAACACAAAGCUUAUGAGAAUGCAGUUGGCAUUCUUAGCCGCCGGCUGCAGGAAACCCUCACAGCAAAGGAAUCUGCCGAAGCAGAGUUGAGCAAGCUAAAAGCACAGAUUAUUGAUGGAGGAAAUAACCAAGUUUCCCAGGAAAGGAUUCAAGCUCUGGAGACAGAGUUGCAAGCUGUUAGCAGCAGUAAGACAAUGCUGGAGAAAGAGCUGCAAGAAGUUAUUUCACUUACCAGCCAGGAACUGGAGGAAUACAGAGAAAAAGUAUUAGAACUUGAGGAUGAGCUUCAGGAAUCUAGAGGCUUCAGGAGAAAGAUAAAACGGCUUGAAGAAAUAAACAAGAAGCUGGCCCUUGAGCUGGAACAUGAGCGAGGAAAGCUCACAGGGCUUGGUCAGUCCAAUGCUGCUUUGAGGCAGCACAACAGCAUCCUAGAAACAGCAUUAGCAAAAAGAGAGGCAGAUCUGGUACAGCUGAAUCUCCAGGUUCAAGAAGUCCUGAAGCGUAAAGAGGAGGAGGAUCAGCAAAUGAGACAACUUAUUCAAGCCUUACAGACUGCCUUAGAGAAAGAGAAGUCAAAAGUUAAUGACCUCAAAGAACAGGUUGCAGCAGCCAAAGCAGAUGCAGCACAUAACCGCCGUCACUACAGAGCGGCUAUCCUUGAACUGAAUGAAAUUAAGAAAGAGCUACAAGCCAAAGAACUGCUUGUCCAAGCCCUUCAGGCUGAAGCAGACAAACUGCAGGCUGAGGAUGAGAAACAUUCCCAAGAAGUGUCACAGUUUCAGCAAGAAUUGGCAGCAGCCCAGUCUCAGCUUCAGCUUCUGCAGAAACAGCUGGAUGAACAACUUAAUAAACAACCUGUAGUAAACCAAGAGGUUGAAGACCUCAAGUGGGAGGUAGAACAGAAGGAAAGAGAAAUUCAAACACUAAAGCAACAGUCGGACAUGACUGAACAGCGCAGUCAAAAGGAGUUAGAAGGAAUGCAGCUGGUACUGCAGAAUAUCAAGACGGAGUUGGAGAUGGUACGGGAAGAUCUGUCAAUGACUCAGAAGGACAAGUUCAUGCUUCAGGCUAAAGUGACUGAACUGAAGAAUAGCAUGAAGAGUCUGCUGCAGCAGAACCAGCAACUGAAGAUGGAUCUGAAGCAUGGGAAGAUAAAGAAGAGGAAGGAACUGAAAGGAGAGACCAAUUCAAAUCCUGUGACACCAGUGAAGAUUCCCGAUUGUCCUGUCCCUGCCGCACUGCUGGAAGAGCUGUUGAAACCACCAACAGCUGUGAGCAAAGAACCUUUAAAAAACCUGAACAGCUGUCUUCAGCAAUUGAAGCAAGAAAUGGAUAGCCUUCAGCGCCAAAUGGAGGAACACACUAUUACAGUACAUGAAUCAAUGUCUUCAUGGACUCAGAUUGAAGGGCAGUUAAUGGACCUUACUUCUAUCUGUCCCACAGCUGCAUCAAGUGAGCAGGACAUUCCUGUUGUAGACAAACAGGAACGGAAUCAUAAUGCUGGUGACAAGGAAGCAAUGAAACAAUGACGUCCUCACUGGUUGUUUUGCUUCACAACUGCUUUAAGUGUGUAAAAGAAUCUCUAUUUAUUUGUUGUAUUUUUAAUGGAGUUUAGAUUUCUGCUUUUGCCUUCAACAGCAACAACAACAACAAAAAGAAAAGAAAAAUUUUGGAGGGACUGGCAAAACAUUUAUUGCACAGUGCUGUAUUGAGGAGUUCCUGUAAAAUCAUUCACCUCACUGAAGUAAUGAAAAUUGGGGAGUGGAGGGUGGGAAGGGAACAAAUGAUGAAGUCUAAGGAGCAAUCCAGAGGAAGGAUUGAAAAUAUUUAUUUAUGAAUUAUAACUAGAGAGAGGCCAACAAGACAGUGUUGUUCUAGAUCUGCAUCUGUUUAAUUGGGUUAAGAGAGUACCGCACUCUUGCAACAUCAGAUUUUUUCCCAAGCUUUCUGCUGCAUCUACAUUACAUCUGGAAAAGUAAUGAUUUCCUUCCAUUUUCAACUCUAAAGAUUUUGAAAAUCAGAUUGCAGGUGUCUGGGUUUAAGAUUUUUGUCUGAAUCCAUCUCUAAUUAUGAAAAACAGCUUUGAGCUUUGCUAAAGGAAAGAGGCUUCAAAAUAUGACUGGUGCAGGCCAGGUAUUAACUGGCAAAUCUGCCCAGGAUGUUUUCUGGAGUGUGGUGAUUGUCUUCUUGCAGUACAGGCCAGUAAGGAGCUUUGCUUCACUGCACAUACACACUUUUUUUCUUUGCACCUUUUUGGUUAGGUUUUGAAGUAGACAUACCUGAUAAAGGUCUGUAUAUACAUAUGAAAAAUCAUAAUUUCCUGACCUAAAGUAUCAGUUUUAAUAUUUUAAUAUACUUAUAUACUAUAAGUUGGGAUUGACCUGGGUUUUUUGUUACUUAUUAUUUUAAUGUUACAUUUAAGUUUGCUGUUGGACAAUAUUGUACAUAAGGCUUAGGGAAACUAGCCCCACAGCCAGAGCUUUUAGAAAUGUAAUUAUUUCACUGGUAUCUUUCAAAGACAAAAAUGAUAAUGCCUAUAAAAUUUAUUUUUUUUAUUAGCUUUAUCUUCCCCUUCCCUUUCUUGUUUUGCUUCCAGUGUGUGCACAUUGUUCAUGUGUGGGAGCACUGGCACUACUGUGACCUCUUCUGCAGAGGCACCUUGUUUUAUCUAAUGCAAUGUUACUGAAGCAACCUGCCUUUAGAUAUGUUUUUGGCUGGUCCCAUCCAUGCUACAUUAUAGUACAGUGAAAGUGUCCUCCCCUUCUGUGUUUGUUAUUCUGACAUCAGCAUAGACGCAUUUUUUGCCUACUGUACACUUGGAAUCAUGCUGUAGCACACGACAGACUUACACUUAGAAGAAUGAAUGGAUGGUCCCAAGUGAGUGUGCUGUUGUUUUUGUUGAAAGUGAGGAAGAUAAGAUCAGGUAUGUUCUUUUAUAUUGGAUUUUUUUAUCAGUUAGAUAAACAGGUGGAUUAAACAGGUGGACAAAACAUGGAUAGGGUUCUCUUCAAACAAGAAUUAUUCAAAAAAAAUGUAGAUAUAUGCCUACACAGAAAAAUUAUCCUCACCUCUUUUUGUUAGGUGUUCCAGUUCUAUCUCAUUUGAGGGGAUUGGUUUUGGGCAGCUGCUUUAGAAACAAAGAGCCCUGCCUUUAAAGUUUUGCAGUUCUCUUGAUUCAAGGUCUAAGCCAACUAAAUAGUUUGCGCUUACAACAGUGUCUAAACUGACUAAUGGUGGAAUUCCACUACUGUGUUUUAUUUGGUAGGACUGACCUUAAAGUUUAAAAGUCAAGUGUUUCAGGUUUGAGAGGAAAUGAAUGGAUUUAGUGUGGCAUUAGGUGCCCCUCAUGUAGGAUUUCUGAACUGUUUAAAAACGUCAAAAGCUUUACUGACUAGCCCAGACGUGCUAAUGUUUAUAUACUACUAAAGUCUACUUCACAGAGUAAUGGUACUGAUUAAUUUUGCUGCUGUUCAUGUUCUUGAAGUUGCCUGUAUAUUAUGCUCUAAGAGGAAAAAAGAUAGUGUAUUGUUAAUUGAAAAAGUUAAAACUACAUAAUGAAUAAUAUAUUCAGUGCAAAAAAUUAUAUAAGUGUUCAGGUUUUUAAAUAAAAUACCAUUUGUGCGGGGUUAAUGUUUGCUGUUCAUUUUGAUAAAUCAUUAACUACAGGUAAGAAUUUGUUAAGUUUUAAAUUGUGAGCUUGGCAACAUUUGUACAGAUAAGACAUUUUAUCUGGGAUCAAAAAUGCCAGAACUGUAACAAACAUUCGUAGUUCUUCAAAAUGCCUGUCUCUCUCACUAUUAUACUAGUUACUGUAAUGCAAUCCUGUUUCAGGUCAGUGCUGCAUCUUUCUUGUUAGUUCUUUACAAGACACCUGAGUGCGUAUUUGAUACCAGCAACGUAGCCUUAAAUGUAUAGUUUUCCUCUGACAGAAAGAGAUUGUUAAGAUGUAUUAGUUAUAUGAGAACUGAUUUCUUCUUUACCCCACUCCUCAUCUGUGUCUGAGAGUACUCAGUUUCCUUAUCAGGACCCUUAUCAUAACCAUACUUCUUUUUCUUUUAGUAUCUAUCACCUAUUAUAAAAUCAAAUACAAAACGGCAUCUCCUGACCAAAGAACAAUGGAUGAAACUUGAGGACCUAAUUACAUGAGAUGUUGAGUACAGCCAAGGCUUACUAAAAUAACAGGACUUGUGGGAAGUCAACAGCUCCUGCAGGUGCUCCACAAAUGAUUAGGCCUUUCCCUUGUAACCCAGCAACUCUCUUCCUUAAUUAUUCUGUAAGGUGGUUGUUUUUGUGUUUCUUUAAAAGAAUUCUCCUUUUUACCCUGGGAUGCUAAGUAUGUUCUCUCUACAGCAGUCUCCUAAGAGUAGGCGUGGGGAAAAAACUUGGUUCCUUCUUUGAAACAGCCCCAUUAAGAGGAAAAUCAGUGCCUCAUUUAACAUUGAUGUGCUUUUAGAAUUGUUUUCAGUAGUGGAAUGUAUUUUGUAAAUCUUUUCCCCCACUCUGGUAGUUGCAACUUUUCCAGCCAAAUCAUAUGGAAGAGAGAGAAAUUAAUGUUGUUGUACUGUAAGAGUAUUUUAAGUGAUAAAUGUUGGUAGAAGCUGCAGCACUCCUUUAUAAAACAGUGUUGCUUUUUGGAAGACACUUAAAACAGCUGUGCGUUAAACUGACUUUGGAAAUAAAUUAGUUACCGAAUCUACUAUUGCUAAAUGUUGCACGAAGCUCAAUUCCACUGUCUUCCAGGUUGCUUGGAAAUUUUUAUAUACUGUGUUAGGUUAAGUCAGUCCUUCCAUUUCUUGUGCAAAGAGGGUCUGAUCCCAUAUUCUUCAAUCAGGCAACAUAUCCCUAUUGAAAAAAGUAGGUGUUCCACGUAUGUAAGGAAUAAAAAUGUGUGCUCAGAAUGGAAAUUUUAGUGCACACAUCUUUACGUAUGUGAAAUAUAGUAGUGUGGGUGUUUAAAUAGAGUUAGUUAAGCCAUCCCUUACAUGCAUUACUGAUGAUUAUUCUUGGCCAUAUAAAUGAGACUCUAGAUGGCAUCCUUACUACUUGUCUAAGCGAUGCACAAGCUGUGAGGCAUGUUAUCUUAAUUUUGGCAAUGCAGUGUCAAUUUUUUGCAUGUCAUGUCUAUUGUGACCAUAAAACUUUUUUUUUAUGGUUGUGUUUUUCCUGAGAAAGCAGCGACAGUCUCAAGAAGCCAUUAAUGCUAGCCAGCUGGAAAAUGGUCACACUUGAUUUCUAAUAAAACAGAUAGCUUCAGCCCUAGAAAGUUCUCUCAACUAAGAGCAGCCUUGUCCAUUACAGAUGCCCAGAUUUUUUGUUCCAAGUACUGUAAAAGUUAAACUGUCAUGUUUUAUACAUGGUUUUCAAUAUUCUAACGUCUGUUCAAAUGGUGAAGUAUAAGGACAAAAAGGUAAUCAUUUCAUAAUGGUUUUUAAGUGGGAAACCAGGGGACAAAGGAGUUAUGUACAACUAAAGAUUCUGACCUUACAAAGCAUGUUAAUUAAAAAAUAAAUAAAUUGUGCAUAGGAAUUCCUUUAAACAUUUUGUGCAAUAAACUAUUUUUGGUAAA
Messenger RNA from Alligator mississippiensis (American alligator), 11036 nucleotides. It is a transcript of the gene GOLGA3, whose product is annotated as golgin A3. The record is from RefSeq and is a predicted model, not a curated record. The transcript is spliced from 23 exons. Lineage: Eukaryota; Metazoa; Chordata; Crocodylia; Alligatoridae. The coding region runs from base 2458 to 6999 and encodes 1513 amino acids.